UAGGAAUACACAAACACAUAAAAGAGCUGGAUAUCCUCUCCUCAAACUGCUUUUCUUUUCUGCUCUUCAGUCACUCACUCACAUCCACUCUUUACUCGCAACUUCUCCACGCUCUUUAACAAGACAACAGUCCUUCUUUAGUUCCCUUUUCUUCAAAAACAAACCGCCAACAUGAAGCUGUCUGCUGUCACCCUUCUCACCCUUGCCACUGGCAUCCUCGCCGCUCCCGUCGCCGAGGCCAACUACGACGUCUCUUACUCCAGCUAUGAGGCUCCCAAGGCACCCAAGCCUCACUAUGAGAAGCCCAAGCCUAAGCCUCACCACGAGAAGCCUAAGCACGAGUACCCUGCUCCUCACCAUGAGAAGCCUAAGCCCAAGCCUCACCCCAAGAAGCCUGAGUACCCUGCUCCUCACCACGAGAAGCCCAAGCCUAAGCCUCACCCCAAGCCUCACCACAAGCCCGAGUACACCAAGCCCAAGGCUCCCAAGCCCCACAAGCCCGAGUACACUGCUCCCAAGCCUCACCACGAGAAGCCCAAGCCUCACCCCAAGCCUACCUACCAGGCUCCCAAGCCCGCUCCUAAGCCUCACAAGCCUGAGUACACCAAGCCCAAGACCGAGAAGCCCAAGCCUGCUCCUAAGCCUGAGUACAAGGCUCCUACCUACCAGGCUCCUCACUACUAGAUUCGCUCUUCGACGAUGAAGGAUAGUAGCUGUUUGUGCUUUGGUUAUUGAGUGGGUGACUCGUGCUGAUUCACGAUCAUGGUAUAUGACCUGUGUGUGAAAACGCAUAGCGAGAGGACGGCGCUGGACUUCUGACUUAUGAGAGAUUCUGGAGGGAUGUUAGAUAUGUGUUUGGAUGGAUGGACUUUUGACAUAUUCUUCUUGUACUUUAUUGGCCUAUUAGUUAUUAAUAACUCGUCCGGAUGAACUGCGUUGUUUAACUCUACUCUCCUUCCCUGUGAAUUAUACACC
Messenger RNA from Fusarium odoratissimum NRRL 54006, 975 nucleotides. RefSeq lists its product as uncharacterized. NCBI's taxonomy places the organism in Eukaryota, Fungi, Ascomycota, Sordariomycetes, Hypocreales, Nectriaceae. The coding region runs from base 172 to 684 and encodes 170 amino acids. The record is from RefSeq and is a predicted model, not a curated record. The transcript has 2 exons.